Messenger RNA from Symbiodinium pilosum, 1618 nucleotides. The record is from the annotation of a GenBank genome assembly. NCBI's taxonomy places the organism in Eukaryota, Dinophyceae, Suessiales, Symbiodiniaceae.
GCUCUCCCAGGUGGGUUUGAAAUUCUGUCUCCGGAAGACUAAGACGAGCGGACCUGGACGCAAAGUGGGCGAACUGUUCGCUUAUAUUUCACGAUCUGCUGGCCUGAGCGGUUUUGACUGGUUAACGGAGGGCAUGCGUCUACUUGCCAAUGAGCAAUUUUCGUGGUCACGGGAUUUCUUCUGCCCGGCGAUGAGCGAUGCUUGGGACGUACAGAAAAACCUGAUCCUGGAAGCCGAAGGCUUAGCUAUUUUGUUGCGUCGGAUGUUGGGAUGCCUCCGCGAGCCAACUGUUAAGAAUGGCGCCUGGGCAACUUCGACGAAUCUCUUGGUUCCGGACAAGUUGCGAACAUUUUGGAGCGGGCAUAGCGCGCGUCACACAUUGCCAAGUAUUGCGGCUGCUCUGGAUGUCGGAAAGGAUCGCCGGGAUUUCCUCGGCCGUUGGUGUUACGCACAACAUGGCUCACAGGACUAUAUCUUGACGUCCCGCCAGGUGGUACAUGGGAUCCAGAACCUGAUUUCAAAGACGGUCUUGGAAGGUAAUGCGGACGGAGGCUACAUCGAGGAAGAGGUCCUUGCUGGAGUGAAGCAGGCUUGUGCUGAUCUGGCGCUGGAUCAGCAGAUGAUCCUCCGGAGACAUAUGGUUUCAAAAUGGGAUGCCAUCGCAAAGUGUUGGAAACUUCAUGGGAGAUAUCCGCAUAUCAUGAUCCGCCCAGAGCAGCUGCAAGGGGCUUCUGGUGACAUUGGAGCCCAGCUGCCGGGGCCUUUCCAUGCUUGGAAUGCUGAGGAGAGUCUUGGAGAGGCACCUUAUUUUGUGACUGUUUCUCGCAAGGGCUGUCAGGCACAGUCAGUAGUUCGAGCAGUGGGUCCGAGGUUGUCAGAGCUUGAUGCGUUAAAGUGCCCAGCGCAUUUGGUCGCUAUGAGUGCGGUGGACUUGCCUGCAGGAGUUACGCAGGAUGCUGCCCUUGAUUUCUUUGAGAAGAAUUUGACAACUGAAUUGCUCCACAUCUUUAAUGAGUGUGGGGUUCCUGUCGGGUUGCAGUACAAGCUUGGCCAGCAUUUCAAGAACGUAAAGAAGUUCUCAACUUAUGCUGACGCCAGGUCAGAUGUCCGUGCUGCACUUAAGGCGGAUCAUGCCCUCGAGGCCACCAAUCAAGAUACGCGGGCGGCAGUGGCCUCAGUGGUCUCAGCUUGGGAAUCUUGCCGAGAGUUCAGUGCAAAGGAGAGUGAGCUCAAAGCUGAAGCUAGGGUGCUGGGUGUUAGUCGGCCAAUCAAGCAGACCGAGCAUCAGGCCAUGCGGAUUUCAUACGAGAAAACUUUUGGUAGUCUUGAUGAAGUGGUUGAACCUUCGGCUGAUUAUCUUUCGACCAAAAUGGAAGAAGUUGAAAAUGGUGAGAUUGUGGCGUCGCCUUUUUCAGACGUCACCAGCAAGCGCAAGGUGAAGACCCUUGGCAUACAAACCAGCGUGGACGCUGGGGGGCACGUCCGGAUCGUCAAGCAACGUAACCAAGGUUCGUUACCGCAGAACACGGAGGAUCUUCGUACUGUGUUGCGUGUGGAGGGUAAUGCUUGGGUUUUCUUGGCCAGCAAAUACAAGAACAAGAUCUUUUUAAAGAUCUGA